AUGGGUGAUGAUAAACUUCGAUUAUCCGUCGGAAUUUUGGGAAACGGAGCUUCCUUGUUACUCUAUACAGCUCCAAUAUUAACAUUUUCAAGGGUGUUUAAGAAGAAAAGCACAGAAGAAUUCUCAUGUUUUCCUUACGUUAUGACACUCUUCAAUUGUUUGGUUUACACUUGGUACGGUUUACCAAUUGUGAGUCAUCUUUGGGAGAAUUUUCCUCUCGUUACCAUAAAUGGAGUCGGCAUCCUUCUCGAAUCAAUCUUCAUUUUCAUAUAUUUCUGCUACGCAUCGCCCAAAGAAAAGAUUAAGGUAGGUGUUGUAUUUGUUCCGGUGAUCGUUGUGUUUGGGUUAACGACGGCAAUCUCAGCCGUGGUGUUUGACGACCACCGCCACCGGAAGUCAUUUGUUGGAAGUGUUGGCCUCGUGGCUUCUGUCUCCAUGUAUGGUUCUCCUCUCGUCGUUAUGAAAAAAGUGAUAGAGACAAAAAGUGUGGAAUACAUGCCGUUUUACUUGUCAUUCUUCUCAUUUCUGGCUAGCUCUCUUUGGAUGGCCUAUGGUUUACUCAGCCAUGAUCUCUUUCUUGCGUCACCUAAUAUGGUGGGGACUCCAUUGGGGAUUCUCCAACUUAUCCUCUACUUUAAGUACAAGAACAAAAGGGAAGCACCAACAACAAUGGUGAUGGGCACGUGGACUGAUGAGAAAAACAAGACCACACUUAAUCUUGUAGUUGACAUUGAUGAUGGUGAUGCCAACGUGAAGAAUUUGAACAAUGCAUGUUAG
This is a messenger RNA of Eutrema salsugineum, 777 nucleotides long. RefSeq names its product bidirectional sugar transporter SWEET3. Gene Ontology annotation, biological process: carbohydrate transport. The transcript has 6 exons. Lineage: Eukaryota; Viridiplantae; Streptophyta; Magnoliopsida; Brassicales; Brassicaceae. Gene Ontology annotation, cellular component: membrane. The coding region runs from base 1 to 777 and encodes 258 amino acids. Gene Ontology annotation, molecular function: sugar transmembrane transporter activity. The record is from RefSeq and is a predicted model, not a curated record.